CUUCUUAAUCCGGAAUAUUGCUAUAUUUAGUCACAUCAUUUUUUUUGUUUUCAUAAAUAGAAAUUCAUCUAAGGCGCCUGAAACUCAGAAGAUGGAGGAAUCCCUUGGUGAAGAGAACAAAACAGUGGCUGUGAAUGACGAAGGAACCCCAGAGCUAAUGCCGCUAAAGGUUGUGCAGAAAUUCAUUGCCGCUAAUAAAUACGGCUUUAAAUGCCAGGAACUCGCCAAGAACUACAUCCUGAGCUUCCUUAAGCGCACCUAUGUGCCAUGGAUGUCGGGAAAGAACGUGCCGGCAUUCUUCCAGCACAAGGGCUUCAAGCAUGCAGCCUUUCUAAGGACCUCCGAGGCGGAGAGCCACAAGUGGAGCCUGAAGAGCAAGUGGAUGCGUAAUCACUGGAUUGUGGAGCAAAAGGCGCGCCACCUGGCCGAGGCACCUAGCCUGCAUCUGCGCGCGGGGAGCGAUGACGAGGAGCGGCCACCUACUCCAAUGCUGAGGCAGCCACCUAAACCCAAGCUGGACUUGGACAAUGUGACGUUUGUGGCGUCCCACGGUGUGCUGAGGAAGAUGUGUCGCAGGAACGGCUGCCCGUACUUGGAAAAACCAAUCAAGGUGAAGCUCACCCUGGGCUACCGCCUGGUGCCGCUGGGUUUCGACAACGGACAGAGCUUUGAGAUCUGUCUGGCCAUUUAUGAAGAGGUCCCUGAACCGGUGCUCUCUGAAUUCUCUAACUUCUCGGGGAGUUUUAACACCUUCGAUUCCUCUGACACUUCCGACUCCUCUGGCUCGGAUAUCGUAACCCUAGUCGGCGCCAGGAAGCGUCGAUCGGCCUUCAACGCGAAAGAGGGGAAGCCCGAGAGAAAGCCAGCACGUAAUGUCUUGCUAUCGUAAAUAAAUACUAAAUACAUUCCAAA
Drosophila serrata is the source of this 912-nucleotide messenger RNA. Its product is annotated as cell cycle negative regulator roughex-like. Lineage: Eukaryota; Metazoa; Arthropoda; Insecta; Diptera; Drosophilidae. The record is from RefSeq and is a predicted model, not a curated record.